Molecule: messenger RNA, 2382 nt
Organism: Fusarium vanettenii 77-13-4
Lineage: Eukaryota; Fungi; Ascomycota; Sordariomycetes; Hypocreales; Nectriaceae
Exons: 6
Coding region: 1-2382 (793 amino acids)
Biological process (GO): DNA-templated transcription; regulation of DNA-templated transcription
Molecular function (GO): zinc ion binding; DNA binding; DNA-binding transcription factor activity, RNA polymerase II-specific
Source: RefSeq, a predicted model, not a curated record
AUGGACGUGGACAGCGCCCCUUCGGGGGGCCACAACCAGCAGCACCCCAGCUCUGAAAGCACGCCUCAAGGUCAAGGUGCUCAGGCGGGAGCUUCGGGAGCUCCAUCCCAGGGCAACCCAACCCCCACCUCAGUCCACUCCUCUAAUACAACUUCAACCGCCUCGGGAGCCGCAAACCCAAUCAAUCAUUCGCAAAACUCAAAGCGCCGUCGUGGCUUGGGCGUCGUGACACCCAAUGCUUGUACAGAAUGUCGCAAGAAACGCGCAAAGUGUGACGGCGGAAAACCAUGUGGGCGCUGUAAAGGACAAAAAGACGUCGAAUGUGUUUACGAGAUCCCUGUACGACAAUCGAAAGAAAACCUGCGGUCCGAGAUUGAAAACCUCCGCCAACGGCAGCGUUCUAGCGAUCAAGUCAUUGCUGCGCUCGUCCGACCAGAUCUUUGGGAGGAGGUCCUGACCCGGCUUCGUAGUGGCCAGUCUGUUGAGAUUAUAUCAGAAUGGCUCGGUGGAAUUCUACCCUCAGGCGGAGGCGCAAUACCUUCAUUCGCCCCGAGAGCUGAAGCGCCUACUAUGGGCCCUGUUGCUGGUUUUCCGGGUGGUGGGCUUGGAACAUUGGCGGCCAUGAGUCUCGGUGUGAACCCUGUGGCAGCGCCACAGGGUUCGCUGAGGCCUGAGAUGGGUCAGCAUAGUCCUUGGCACUUCUCUUCUCAUAGCCAGGCUGGAUCGACUCGAAGCAACUCACACCCAGACGUCAUGAACUGGACGACGGAUCUUAGAGGGCCGCCGCAGACUCGAGUAGGAUCAUGGGCGGAGGGCAUACAUCCAGACCAAAUGUCAGACGGCCUACCAAGGUAUCGCGGCGUCGAGCAGGUUCUGUCACCAUUGAACGAACCUGAGCUGCGAGCGCCAGCAACCACAUGGACGAACAUCACUCAGGACAUUACCCUCGUACAACACCUCUUGGCGCUCUACUUUUGCUGGGAGUAUCCUACCUUUGCCUCGUUAAGCAAGGAACACUUCCUGCAAGACUUUCAGGAUGGGCGAUAUCGAUACUGCUCGCCGAUCCUGAUGAACGCUCUUCUGGCCCUGGGCUGUCGAUUCUCGACCCAGCCCAUGUCGCGUGCGAAUCCUAACGACCCCUACACAUCUGGCGAUCACUUUUUCAAGGAGUCGCUGCGACUAUUCGCUCAAGAGACAGAUCACCACUCUCUGACGACGAUUCAAGCGCUCGGUAUAAUGUCAAUUCGUGAAGCCAGCUGUGGACGAGACUCGGAAAGCUGGUAUUAUGCAGGCCAAAGCAUCCGGCUUGCCAUUGAGAUGGGACUCCAUCGCAUUCAGGAUGAGGGUGACGAAGAUGAAAUCGCAGUUCAGUCGGCAACCUUUUGGGGAGCAUUUGCGCUGGAUCACGCCUGGUCCCUCGCCACGGGCUCAUUGCCUCAGUGUUCCUGCUUCCCUCACCUACCACCGAAGCCCGCGAUAAUAGGAGACAUCGAGGCUUCUCUGUGGGUGCCGUACACCGACGACGGGGCUCCGCUGCAACGCUCAUGCCAGCAGCCAUCUAAUGUACGAUCCGUGCCCCUGACAUCUAGGGAUCUGUUGGACAUUUACACUCAGUACCUGAACUGGUAUGAUCGGAUACCAGAGGUGCUGCGGCUGGGGCACAAUUUUACCCCAGCCGUUUUAUUUGCCCACAUGUACUAUCACUUUGCGAUUCUACUCCUUUUCCGACCCUUAAUUAAGCUGCGGAUCAUUGGAUCCAAAGUCUCGCCGCGAGACGUUUGCUCUCAGGCAGCAGACGCUAUCCAAGGCCUCUUGAGGUCAUAUUCAUCUCUAUACACCUUGCGAAGAACCCCAUCCUUCGUCCCCUACUUUGUCCUCACAUCAGCCAUCAUGCAUUUGGCUGUUGGGGCGACAACGGUCAAGUCGGAUGACGAGGACGACGACAUGGAGAGAGACAUGGAGAGGGCAGCCAAGAUUGACCCUCAUGUGGUGGAAUCAAUUACUCAGGGGAUCGCGGAUCUCACCGAAAUGGCUCCCUGCCAUCACUUUGCCGAGCAGGCUCUCAACAUCCUACGCUAUCUCGCCCAGAAAUGGGACAUCGAAGUGGGCAUCAGCGGCGACAAGCUGACAGCAGAAGAGUACGACCGGCUGGUGAAGCCGCACACAGGAAGCCUCAACUUCUUUGCGCCCAACGUACGCGAGGGGGACAUGAUGUGUCAAUGGGGUACAGGACAGUUUCUUGCGGGAGGUGAUGAUACGGCCAAUGUCAAGAAGACGGGGGAUAGUAUGGAGAACCCCCUCUUCUGGCCAUUCCCGAUGCAAGGGCGUCCUAUUCUGCCGAGCGGCAAAGAAUUGGAACAGGCAGGCUUUGCGGUGAUAUGA